Chaetura pelagica (chimney swift) is the source of this 2879-nucleotide messenger RNA. RefSeq names its product dual specificity phosphatase 7 (gene DUSP7). The transcript is spliced from 3 exons. NCBI's taxonomy places the organism in Eukaryota, Metazoa, Chordata, Aves, Apodiformes, Apodidae. The coding region runs from base 1 to 792 and encodes 263 amino acids. The record is from RefSeq and is a predicted model, not a curated record. Gene Ontology annotation, molecular function: MAP kinase tyrosine/serine/threonine phosphatase activity; protein tyrosine/threonine phosphatase activity. Gene Ontology annotation, biological process: protein dephosphorylation; negative regulation of MAPK cascade. Gene Ontology annotation, cellular component: cytosol; cytoplasm.
AUGGAGGAGCGGGCAGCUCUGAUGCGGAGGGACCGAGCCCCGCACAUGCCCGUUCGUGGUUUUAACAAGUUUCAAACUGAAUAUUCAGAGCACUGCGAGACGAACCUUGACAGCUCCUCCCCCAGCAACUCUCCCCCAGCAUCGGUCCUUGGCCUGGGGGGGCUCCGGAUAAGCUCUGACUGCUCGGAUGGUGAAUCUGACCGGGAACCCAGCAGUGCCACGGAGUCAGAUGGGAGCCCCAUCCCUAACAAUCAGCCUGCCUUUCCAGUCCAGAUCCUACCUUACCUGUACCUGGGCUGUGCCAAAGAUUCAACCAACUUGGAUGUCCUGGGCAAAUAUGGCAUUAAAUACAUCCUGAAUGUGACUCCCAACCUGCCAAACAUGUUUGAGCAUGACGGAGAGUUCAAGUACAAGCAGAUCCCCAUCUCAGAUCACUGGAGCCAGAACCUCUCACAGUUCUUUCCUGAGGCCAUUGCUUUCAUUGAUGAGGCCCGUUCCAAGAAGUGUGGGAUCCUUGUUCACUGCCUCGCUGGCAUCAGCCGGUCUGUAACAGUCACUGUCGCCUACUUGAUGCAAAAACUCAAUUUGUCCCUGAAUGAUGCUUAUGACUUUGUGAAAAGGAAAAAAUCCAACAUUUCCCCAAACUUUAACUUCAUGGGCCAACUCCUGGACUUUGAGAGGACUCUGGGACUCAACAGCCCUUGUGACAACCGCUCGCCCAGUGAACAGCUCUACUUCACCACCCCCACCAACCACAACCUGUUUCAGCUCAACACUCUGGAGUCCACAUGAAGGGGAUGCCACCUGGUUGGGAACUCGAGCAUCGAAUUGCUUCUCUUGAGCAUUUCAACUCUUACAAAAGUAUCUGUCUUGCCAGGCAGCUCUGAAACGACCAGCUUCUCUGGGCAGAGGUGCCUGAUCGCUGCUUUAAGAAGGCUCACGCCAUUCAUUAGUAUCCUGAUCAAAGUGGUUUGCAUAGGUAGUGUUUCUACAGGGGGUUAUUUAAUAUGGGCGAUGUUACAGCGUUUCGAACGCAGCUGUUACCGGCAAUAACCGCUUUCCUGGGUGCAUUGGGACUGUCAGAACACGCACAUGUGUGAAGAGCUACAGGGGGUUAGCUUGCUGUGGAAAGUGAGGAGAUUUAUGCACUUGGAAACCUUGAACAAAAGGUGUUGGGCCAAGACUGUUUUAAAACCCAAGUUUACUUUUUUGAUUUAAAAAAAAAAAAAGAUAGAUCUUACUCAAGCUUUGGGUUCAAACUCUUUUAAAAUGUGUAAGUUCCUGACUGUUUGUACAGACAAGGUUGCAAAACCAGUAUUUUAUUCUGUUUCUUGUUUGAUCAUUUAUUUUUUUUUUUUUAAUCAAAUGUUUAUAUUGACCAAAUGCAUUUUGCACACUUUGUGAAGCCUUGGUAUGUCCUGGCAUAUUACUGGGUACUCCAGAGAGAGAUACAUGCUGCUGCUGUUGUUGUUAGCAUCUGGUAGGAAGCUUUGUUAUUUGUGAAGGCCAGUUGGGCUUAAACACAACCCCUUCACCACUCCUGCACUCACAAUCACAAACUCUGCACUGAUUCAGCCAAGGUGACUAAGCUGCAAGCUUUUUUUUUUUAAUGCCACCCCUGCCAAAAACACUGUUUGCUGUUGCCAGAGGUAAAACUCUUGUAGCCUCCAGAGUUGGUAGAAGGAUGUCUGAGCCCAGCUUCAUUCUCUGCUGCCUGUUGACUGACUUAACGUCAUCCAGCUGGCCUGAAACCAUUCCAGCUUCCCAAGUACAGAAGGUAGUUGUGGUGUUGGUGUUUCUCGUGCACACUCGGUUCCUUCCCACGUGUGCGGGGUGGAGGGGGGAACACGGCGAGCGCCUGGAGCAGUGCAAGGAUUGCCAAGCGAGGCGGGACUGAAUCGUCACGCUUGGAGCAUGUGAGGGGAGUGAAGAGAUGUGGAAAUGUUGAGAAGAGCAUUGUAAAAGAAUUUUUUUUAUAAAUAUAUAUAUAUAUGUGUAUAUAUAUUAACUGGCAAAUUCUGAGAUGAUUGGAGCUUUCAACAGAGGUUCUAAUUUUUUUUUCUUCCUCUUUCAAAUAACUUUAUGCCGUGCCUUCUAUUCUGAGAAGACUUAUUUAUAUUUCUGGCUAGUGUUUGGCAAACACGUUAUACCGAGCCGGGAGGGGAGGAAGUGGUAAUAAUUUCUGGGAGGAGGGCAGAAUGGAAUUGGAGAUUUCUUUAUUGGCUGCAAUGUAGUCCCUCCUUUCUCCUCCCUCCCUAUCCACUUUAACUCUCAUGUAACUGAAAAAGAAAAAAAGCCACGGAUUUUUUCUAAAUAUCCAGUUUUUUGUACUUUUUUCAAGAAAAAGAAAAAAUAAUUUAAAAAAAAAUACCCUCCAUCUGGAGGAAUGUUUGACGCUGUCACAUCCUGAAACUGUUCUUUUUGUUAAAGAUGUUACCAGAAUGUUGGAAUGAGCUUCUCUUUCUCGUUUUCUGGUUGUUUUUUGUUUGUUUGUUGGGUUUUGUUUGCAACAAUGUUGGGAUCGUGGGUCAUUGGAAGGGAGAAUGGGCGUAAGUACAGUUGUGAGUGAGAAAAUUGAGAAUAUCCUAAUUGCAUCUUACCUCAUGGAGGAGUUUAUUUUUUCAGGGAUUUUUUGACAGUGCAUCUGUAUUGCAUUACAGCUAAGCUGAUUUGUAAAGGCUUCCUGUGCUGUUAGUGGUCUUUCUUCUUUAAAGGAAAAAAAAAGAUGCAUCUUCUGAUUAGUACAAAUGAGAGCUUGUUAGUGAGGAAUGGUUCUGCUUUCUGAGUUAUGAAGGAAAAUUAGUGACCCUAUAUAUACUGAUCCAAUAUUGGGACUUUGUUUAUAUUGCAAAUAAAUAUUAUUUUUUCUUUAAAAAUGA